AACGUUGAACCCGUAGCGAGGUGUCAAAGUCAGAACCUAGGUUCGAAUGGUUUUUCAGUAGAAAGCCUACGUCGCUAAAUGACUGAGGGAAAGCUGACUUUUGAUAGCACGCCAAAAAAUCCGGCUCCUAGUCACGGUCUGUUUGUCUCUUGAAAAUGCCAUUCAAGAAUUUGCUAGAGGUAGUUCAGAGCUGCGACAAAUUCCCCUAUGAUGAAUCCAUCUCAACCAGCGAAUACCAUUCCACCAUUCCAUUCCGUCUUGGUCCUCAUGUAGUUGGUCGAUUGCUGCCGUCUACCGUGCCCAAGCUGAAGGAGUACAACGACCGCUUCGACAAUUCUCCUUUCGAAAUAAAGGAUUCUCAUAUAACCUUUUCAUCAGGGGUUGAUUCCUUUGAAAAACGCACAGAGGUGGUGAAGGCUCUCUUCGAUACAUGGAGAGAGGAAAAGGCUUUUGUGGCAUUGGCUGGUUGGAGAAAUGAAUUGUAUCCUGUUUACGGAGAUCUUUCCCGCCAAGACAAUGUCGCGUUUGUCAUGGAAAGAGCAGCUACUCCCAUCUUUGGUAUAUCCACCUUCGGCUGUCAUCUCAAUGCUUACACCAAGGAAGAGGACGGCACAAUCAAAAUGUGGAUUGCCCGCCGCUCUAAGACCAAGCAAACAUGGCCUGGGUAUCUGGAUAAUUGUGUCGCCGGUGGAAUUACCUAUAAAUACUCUACUCAUCAGACUAUGGUGAAAGAAUGCGAUGAAGAAGCUAGUAUUCCCCAGCAUAUUGCAGAAAAGUCACGUAACUGCGGAGCCAUCACCUACUUCACCUAUUCUGAGAAUGGACUUCAACCGGAAACACAAUACAUUUUUGAUCUCGAACUGCCUAGCGACGUGACUCCAAAGCCACAGGACGGUGAAGUCGAGUGCUUCUAUCUUUGGACUUUGGACGAGGUAUGGCAUAUAAGCUUGCGUGCAUUGUAGUAGGAGGACCAUGUAAUAACACGUUUGUUGUUAAGAUCAAUCAGAAGAUACUUGAUGGAGAAUUCAAGCUGAACUGUGCUCUUGUCAUUGUCGACUUUUUGAUUCGUCACUCAUUUAUAACAGCCGAUA
Molecule: messenger RNA, 1091 nt
Organism: Umbelopsis ramanniana AG
Lineage: Eukaryota; Fungi; Mucoromycota; Umbelopsidomycetes; Umbelopsidales; Umbelopsidaceae
Exons: 5
Coding region: 156-962 (268 amino acids)
Molecular function (GO): 8-oxo-dGDP phosphatase activity
Source: RefSeq, a predicted model, not a curated record